AAUUGCAGCUAUAUUAUGUCGGUUGUUUCUCGUACAAGAAGAAUAUAAUUACAAAAUAAAGUUUCAAAACUUUUGGCCAAUAUUGUUAUUAUUGUUUAAAGGGCCAAACAUAGAAAAAAAAAUUAUGUGCGUUCGAAGAGAUUACUGUGCAUUUAGUGAUUCAUAAAAAGAUUAGUAUUAUGAUAACUCAAUAUUAUUUUACUUUAUGUUUGUGAUUGUGUAUUGCUCCGAUAAUGAUCCGUUAUUACUGAUGUGGUAUGGCACUUGUAACAAUUCGACGUACUCCAAGUGUGCAAACACCAAGGAAAACGGAUGAUGAAGACAAAUCUAGCGAUACAAAUGAUGAUGAUCUCGGAAAUCGUACCAAGAGUCUCAAUGAGUGCUACUUCGCGAACAAGGGGGCGGCGCUGGUGCUGGGCGGCGCGGAAAGCGGGUGUGCGGAGCGGCGGCGCUUGCCCGCGCCCCCGCCGCAGCCCGACAUACACCACCACCUGCGCGCCAUGUUCUACCUCGUGCGCCCCGAGGACACGCUCAAAAUGGCGGUGAAGCUGGAGAGCGCGCACGCGGGCCGCACACGCUACCUGGUGGUGGUAUGCCGGCACGACGAGGCGGCGCUGCUCGGUAUCGACUGCAACGACCGUACCACCGUCGGCCUCGUGCUGCGCGUGCUCGCCGACACAUCAAUUAAAUUGGACGGGGACGGAGGGUUUAGCGUGUGUGUGUGCAGUCAGCAACACAUAUUCAAGCCCGUGUCUGUGCAAGCGAUGUGGUCCGCGCUGCAGACUCUGCACCGCGCGAGCGGACGCGCUCGCGAGCUGAACCACUUCGCGGGCGGCGCGUCGCACGCGUGGUGCGCGUACUAUGAGACGCGCGUCGACUCCGACCGCUCCUGCCUCAACGAGUGGCACGCCAUGGACUGCCUCGAGUCGCGCCGCCCGCCCUCCCCAGACUCGCUCAGGCACAAGCCGAGAGAAAGAGACGAAACCGAGCGCGUGAUUCGUUGCACGUUGAAAGAGAUAAUGAUGAGCGUGGACCUGGACGAGGUGACGAGCAAGGCCAUCCGCGGCCGGCUGGAGGACGAGCUGGACAUGGACCUGGCCGAGUACAAGUCCUUCAUAGACCAGGAGAUGCUCACCAUCCUCGGCCAGAUGGACGCGCCCACAGAGAUCUUCGACCACGUCUACCUCGGCUCCGAGUGGAACGCCAGCAACCUCGAGGAGCUGCAGCGAAACGGGGUUAGACAUAUAUUGAAUGUGACAAGAGAGAUAGACAAUUUUUUUCCCGGUAUGUUCGAUUACCUUAACAUUAGAGUGUACGACGACGAUAAGACUGAUCUAUUGAAACACUGGGAUAACACAUUCAAAUAUAUCAACAAGGCGAGGAAUGAAGGCUCCAAAGUUCUGGUGCAUUGCAAGAUGGGCAUCAGCAGGUCCGCGUCAGUCGUCAUCGCUUACGCAAUGAAAGCUUUCAAUUGGAACUUCGACAAAGCCUUGAAACACGUCAAAGCGAAAAGGAAUUGUAUCAAACCGAACACUAAUUUUCUAAAUCAGCUCGAAACUUACCAAGGUAUACUCGAUGCGAUGAAGAACAAAGAAAAAUUGCAGAGGUCCAAGUCAGAAACUAAUUUGAAAUCUCCUAAAACCGCUUCGAAAACAGAAAAUAAGAUAACGGACCCCACGCCUUUUAUAUUAGCUUUAACCGGAUCUUACUCGGGGCGGCCGCGCUCCUGGUCGCCCGACACCAAGCUCGCCUCCGAGCUGCUGCCUCCCACCUCCGUCUCUCUGGAGAACCUCGCCGCAGAGACCCGCCACAUGCUCAUGCCCUGCGCCCACGGCAGCUACAGCGUCUCGCCAAACCAGAUCAUCCGGCUCAAGGAGGAGAAGGAGAGCGGCCUCUCCGUCAAACACAUCGUUAACGAAAUUGAAAAUGCAGCCUCUGGCGAUCGCCGCGAUGUCGCCCGGAGACAUCAGAGGCUAAACUUCGGAAACCACACCGACGUAUCGAGCGGUAGAUCGUCGGAGGUUUCGAUCGGCUUGUCGGCUCAGGUCGCCGACGCGCCGACCAAACAGUCGCAAGUCUCGCCCUCGCGACAUCUAGGUCACAAGUAUACUUACUCGGAAGCGGAAGCCGACAAGAUACACACGUGGGAUCCCGGGGAGGUCUCGUGGUCCAGAGGCGACGAAAUUCGAAACGGGAACGAUAGUGAUAAUAUAGUGAAAAGUGACAGCGGUAUAAUAGACGUUAAAAUUAAAACGAGUGACGCUUACGUUAAUUGUAUAGACCGUAAUAUAGAGUGUGACGAUAGAAGGACGAUAGAGGAGGACGCGCCGCCGCCCAGCAGGCAGAGCUCCUGGAGCUCCUUCGACAGCGCCGUCGUACCGGACCUCUCGCGGCACUCCUCGUGGGGCUCCUACGACACCAGGACGGCGCGGCCCCAGGUCGUCGUUCGCGAAGACUCCGCCAAGAGAGUCAAGGAUAGGGCCGACGAGCGAAGCGAAAGGAGCGCGGAGCCCGCGCCGGCGGCCAAGCAGGCGUCCGACCUCGGCAUCAUCACCGAACACAGCGAGCCCAAAGUCCCGCGGCGCGUCGACAUCUCGGCGAACGAGAGAAAGUUUAAUGAAACGUGUGCCAUACUGAAGGAGCUGGCGAGUGCGGCGGCUCGCAUGGAGCGCGCGCGCGACCGCGGCGCCUCCACCUGGGGCGGCCGCCUCUCGGCCUCCGCGCCCGCCGACACGUGGCUGCGCGCCGGCCCCCGUCGCCGCCGACUCGCCGCCGUGUCGCACCCCGACCUGCCGCGCGCCGCCCCCGCGCCGAGCCCUGCGCAUCCCGCCCCGGCACCCGCCGCGCCCGGCCUCGUCAGCAACCUCAAGAAGGAGUUCGAGGCGCGGUCGGAGGGCGAGGGCGCGCGACGGGGAGGGUCGCGCACCCGCACCGGCGCCUCGCCGCCUCUGGGCGAGGACCUGUCAGUGAGGGUGCUGGUGGGGCGGUACGACCGGCCGGGCCGCGUGCGCAGCGAGUCCGGCGGAGAGGCGGCGCGCCGGCCCUCCGAGGUGCAGAAGGGAGCUGGACGCGGGGUGCGCAACUCCUUCUGCGGUGGCGAGCGACCGGCGCCCGCGAUGCCGCCCCCCGCACCCCCCGCACCCGUUGUGCUGUCGCUGGCGCCGGUCGACUACUCGAAUGUGGUGGUCUCAACUGUGAUGUCGAAAGCUCAAAACAAAAACAAUUGCAACAUGGGAAAACCCAUCCCUUGACGAGGCUCAACUUGAACCGGUCGAGUAAUAGAUGUUCAAAUCCUGUGUAUAAUACUAUGUAGUAGGAAUAUUAC
This is a messenger RNA of Papilio machaon (common yellow swallowtail), 3325 nucleotides long. It is a transcript of the gene ssh, whose product is annotated as protein phosphatase Slingshot. Gene Ontology annotation, biological process: negative regulation of actin filament polymerization; protein dephosphorylation; actin cytoskeleton organization. NCBI's taxonomy places the organism in Eukaryota, Metazoa, Arthropoda, Insecta, Lepidoptera, Papilionidae. Gene Ontology annotation, molecular function: protein tyrosine/serine/threonine phosphatase activity; actin binding. The record is from RefSeq and is a predicted model, not a curated record. Gene Ontology annotation, cellular component: cytoplasm.